This is a messenger RNA of Argentina anserina (silverweed cinquefoil), 1808 nucleotides long. Its product is annotated as alpha-L-fucosidase 1. Gene Ontology annotation, biological process: glycoside catabolic process; fucose metabolic process. The record is from RefSeq and is a predicted model, not a curated record. Gene Ontology annotation, molecular function: alpha-L-fucosidase activity. The transcript is spliced from 3 exons. Lineage: Eukaryota; Viridiplantae; Streptophyta; Magnoliopsida; Rosales; Rosaceae. Gene Ontology annotation, cellular component: lysosome. The coding region runs from base 80 to 1648 and encodes 522 amino acids.
CCUCUGCAACUCCCAACUCCACUUGUCUCUGAAAGUCUCAGUGUCUCAUCCACAUGAUGAUAAAUUGAAUGAAUUGAUCAUGAAGAACUUCCUCAACUCAAUCUCAACUUCAAUUUCCAGAUUCCACCUUUUACUUCUUCUCACAUUCUCACUCUCUUCUUCUUCUUCUUCUUCAUUCCCCAGAAAGCCUCCCCCUCUUCCGAUUCUACCCCUCCCCUCAGCUCCCCAGCUCCAAUGGCAACUCGGCCACAUGGCCAUGUUCCUCCACUUCGGACCCAACACCUUCACCGACUCCGAAUGGGGCUCCGGCCACGUUGACCCCUCCGUCUUUAACCCAACCAGCCUCAACGCCACCCAGUGGGUCCAAGUCGCCAAAGACUCCGGCUUUUCGCGCGUGAUCCUCACCGCCAAACACCACGAUGGCUUCUGCUUGUGGCCCACCGAGUAUACCAACUACUCCGUCAGCUCCAGCCCCUUGAGAAACGGCGCCGGUGACGUGGUGGGUGAGCUUGCUAAGGCUGCUAGGGACGCGGGUGUUGGAUUGGGGCUUUACUUGUCGCCUUGGGAUCGGCACGAGCAUUGUUAUGGUAACACUUUGGAGUACAAUGAGUAUUAUAUGGGUCAAAUGACAGAGCUGCUUACAAGGUAUGGAGAUAUCAAGGAAGUAUGGUUGGAUGGUGCAAAAGGGGAAGGAGAAAAGGAUAUGGAUUAUUUCUUUGAUUCUUGGUUCAGUCUGAUUCAUCAACACCAGCCAGGGGCUGUCAUUUUUUCUGAUGCUGGUCCCGACACCAGGUGGGUUGGUGAUGAAGGUGGUGUUGCUGGGUCUACUUGUUGGUCUCUUUUCAAUAGGAGUUCUGCCAAGAUUGGUGACACUGAUUUCCAAUAUUCAAGAGGAGGUGACCCAUUUGGUCAUGAUUGGGUACCGGCCGAGUGUGAUGUCUCAAUCCGUCCUGGUUGGUUUUGGCAUUCAUCACAAGUUCCAAAAUCUGCGAGGACUCUGCUUGAACUUUACUACAAAUCAGCUGGCAGGAACUGCCUCUUGUUACUGAAUGUACCUCCUAACUCUUCCGGACUCAUAUCAGCAGAAGAUAUUCAAGUGCUUAAAGAAUUCAGUGAGCUCCGUAGAUCUAUAUUCUCACAGAAUCUAGCCAUAGAUGCCAUAAUCCAUGCGAGCAGCACACGAGGAAGUGCCAAUAAUUCUUGGUUCAGCCCUGAUAAUGUUGUUGAAGAAGGUCUGCAUUCCUAUUGGGCACCUGAGGAGAAUCAGUCUAAUUGGGUUUUGUACUUCGAUCUUCAGGAACUAGUAUCAUUUAACAUUCUUGAAGUUAAAGAGCCAAUUCACAUGGGCCAGCGGGUUAUCAAAUUCCAUCUUGAGAUUGUAAAUGAAGAUGGCAAGUGGAAGAAAGUAACUAAUGGAACCACCGUGGGAUAUCAGAGGCUUUUGCAAUUUCCAACCGUUCAAUCUCGGAAAAUCAGGUUUGUUAUUGGGAAGUCCCGGGCGGACCCAUUGAUUUCCUAUCUGGGUAUAUAUAUGGAUUCAUUUUCCAUUUUGAGCAACAUUUCUAAUACAACCACACAGACAAGCAUCAAUAGUAGUCGAAUUCUUUACCCUUUUCAUUUCAACCAUUCUCAAAUUGCUGUGAUGUAGGCUACAGGCCACAUCCAAUUACAUGUAAUUAUAUUAUCAUUUACAUUGCUUUCUCUCAAUCUUCUUUUGUACUGAAUGCUGAUUCGAUGUGGAAAUACUGCCUGCUAUUGUGAAUAUUCCAAGUAGUGUGCUUAUCAUCUACGACAUUCUGAAAUAAGAA